CGCUGGAGCCUGCCUUACUCGCGGCCCGCAGCUGUCCGGCUACUUUGUGUUUGGCCGGGCCAGCGCCCCGGCGCGCCGCGCCGUUGCCUGCAGGCUAGGACUUCGCGAGGUGGGUCGACUCCCCCUCCCUCCUCCUCUUCUUCCUCCUCUUCCUCCUCCUCUCGUUCCUCCUCCUCCUCCUUCCGAUUUUCCCUCUUCGGCUGGCGAGGGUGGGGGGGACGGGGGAGGCCGGGGCUCGCCCCGAGCAGCCACGAUGCUCCUGGACGCCGGCCCCCAGUACCCAGCGAUCGGCGUGACCACCUUCGGCGCGUCCCGCCACCACUCCGCGGGCGACGUGGCCGAGCGAGACGUGGGCCUGGGCAUCAACCCGUUCGCCGAUGGCAUGGGCGCCUUCAAGCUCAACCCCAGUUCUCAUGAGCUGGCUUCGGCCGGCCAGACGGCCUUCACGUCGCAGGCGCCGGGCUACGCGGCAGCUGCGGCCCUGGGCCAUCACCAUCACCCCAGCCACGUCGGCUCCUAUUCCAGCGCAGCCUUCAACUCCACGCGGGACUUUCUGUUCCGCAACCGGGGUUUUGGCGACGCGGCGGCGGCAGCCAGCGCACAGCACAGCCUCUUCGCUGCAUCGGCCGGGGGCUUCGGGGGCCCACACGGCCACACGGACGCCGCGGGCCACCUCCUCUUCCCUGGGCUUCACGAGCAGGCUGCCGGCCACGCGUCGCCUAACGUGGUCAACGGGCAGAUGAGGCUCGGCUUCUCGGGGGACAUGUACCCACGACCCGAGCAGUACGGCCAGGUGACCAGCCCGCGUUCCGAGCACUAUGCUGCGCCGCAGCUGCACGGCUACGGGCCCAUGAACGUGAACAUGGCCGCGCAUCACGGCGCCGGCGCCUUCUUCCGCUAUAUGCGCCAACCCAUCAAGCAAGAGCUCAUCUGCAAGUGGAUCGAGCCCGAGCAACUGGCCAACCCCAAAAAGUCGUGCAACAAAACUUUCAGCACCAUGCACGAGCUAGUCACGCACGUCACCGUGGAGCACGUAGGUGGCCCGGAGCAGAGUAACCACAUCUGCUUUUGGGAGGAGUGUCCGCGCGAGGGCAAGCCCUUCAAAGCUAAAUACAAACUGGUUAACCACAUCCGCGUGCACACGGGCGAGAAGCCCUUCCCCUGCCCCUUCCCUGGCUGUGGCAAGGUCUUCGCGCGCUCCGAGAACUUAAAGAUCCACAAAAGGACGCACACAGGGGAGAAGCCCUUCAAGUGCGAGUUUGAGGGCUGUGACCGGCGCUUCGCUAACAGCAGCGACCGCAAGAAGCACAUGCACGUGCACACGAGCGACAAGCCCUAUCUUUGCAAGAUGUGCGACAAGUCCUACACGCACCCCAGUUCGCUGCGCAAACACAUGAAGGUCCACGAAUCCUCCUCGCAGGGCUCGCAGCCUUCGCCGGCCGCCAGCUCAGGUUACGAGUCCUCCACGCCUCCCACCAUCGUGUCUCCCUCCACAGACAACCCGACCACCAGCUCCUUAUCGCCCUCCUCCUCCGCGGUCCACCACACAGCUGGCCACAGCGCACUCUCUUCCAAUUUUAACGAAUGGUACGUUUAAAAUCAGAAACAAAACACAGAACAAAACCCUAUUUAAGAGACUGAUCACACACGUAUACACGACAUUACUGAAAGAACCCUGAGAAUCGAAACAGCCCCACAGACCCCGCAAUUCUUUUUUAAAAAUCUGCCAAUAGACCCAGGACGAGUAAGAGAGGAAGCAUCAAUCUUUUAAAUAUUUCCUUUCGCUUUUAGAAUUUUUCUUUUUUUGGCAAAGGCUUGGUACCCAAGGUGCGGUAGGGGGUCGAGGGGGAGGAGGCCGCCUGACCAAAUGCCGCCAACCC
Molecule: messenger RNA, 1880 nt
Organism: Saimiri boliviensis boliviensis (Bolivian squirrel monkey)
Lineage: Eukaryota; Metazoa; Chordata; Mammalia; Primates; Cebidae
Gene: ZIC1
Product: Zic family member 1
Biological process (GO): regulation of transcription by RNA polymerase II
Cellular component (GO): nucleus
Molecular function (GO): RNA polymerase II cis-regulatory region sequence-specific DNA binding; DNA-binding transcription factor activity, RNA polymerase II-specific
Source: RefSeq, a predicted model, not a curated record